Messenger RNA from Fusarium vanettenii 77-13-4, 645 nucleotides. RefSeq lists its product as uncharacterized. Lineage: Eukaryota; Fungi; Ascomycota; Sordariomycetes; Hypocreales; Nectriaceae. The transcript has 3 exons. Gene Ontology annotation, biological process: lipid metabolic process. The record is from RefSeq and is a predicted model, not a curated record. The annotation marks the transcript as partial. Gene Ontology annotation, molecular function: aldehyde-lyase activity; phosphoric diester hydrolase activity. Gene Ontology annotation, cellular component: cytoplasm.
CCCAGUCUCGGGCAAUGGCUCGCCCUGCCAGGUUAUACACUUGCCAGAACCAUUGCGCCUUUGGGGCAAGAUUGGGUGCUCAUCGACUGUGAACAUGGCAACAUAGAUGAUCACAACAUGUACCUCCAGAUCGGUGCCAUCUCAUCAAGCGGAGUGUCGCCGGUCGUUAGAAUCCCCGCCGAUGCGCCUUGGAUGAUCAAGCGUGCCCUUGACGCCGGAGCCCACGCCAUCAUGGUGCCAAUGUGCGAGACCAAGGAGCAGGCCGAACAGUUGGUUCGAGCUGCCAAGUACCCAUCAAAAGCCCACCCUGAGGGGGUUCGGGGCACCGGCGCCAUGUUUGCUCCAGCGUCAUUCAACCUCACCGGACGAGAUUACCUUCUCAAUGCAAACGACAAGGUCAUGGUUUUUGUGCAGAUUGAGUCUCGCAGGGGCGUAGAAAAUGUCGAGGAGAUUGCCAAAGUGGACGGGAUCGACAUGCUGUUCAUUGGACCGAAUGAUCUGGCAUCCUCUUUAGGGUAUGUGGCCUUUGACCACGCUUCAAUCCCCGAGGUCCAGCAAGCCUCCCAGAUGAUUCUUGAUGCGGCAUUGGCGGCCGGAAAGUACGCAGGGCAUUUCGCUCUCGACGCAGACACAGGCAGGUCAUAU